Messenger RNA from Cygnus olor (mute swan), 4677 nucleotides. RefSeq names its product ganglioside induced differentiation associated protein 1 (gene GDAP1). Gene Ontology annotation, cellular component: mitochondrial outer membrane. The transcript has 6 exons. The record is from RefSeq and is a predicted model, not a curated record. Lineage: Eukaryota; Metazoa; Chordata; Aves; Anseriformes; Anatidae. Gene Ontology annotation, biological process: mitochondrial fission; mitochondrial fusion. The coding region runs from base 230 to 1261 and encodes 343 amino acids.
UCCAUCUUUCGGCGCCUCCCUCGGGCGGGUUUGCGGGCGGCUUCACCGCAAGCAGGGGCCGGCUGGGGGCGAGCAGCACCCCCGUUACCCCCUGCAGCCCCUCCGUCUAAUUUCCCGGAGCAGGCCCCGGCCUCCUGCCCCGCCCGGCGCUGCGCAGCGUGCCGUGCCGUGCCGUGCCGUGCCGUGCCGUGCCGCGCCGCCCGCUCGGCUCCCGGAGCGGCGGCCGGGGAUGGCGGGGCCCGGCGGGGCGGCGGCGCCGCUGGUGCUGUACCACUGGACGCAGUCCUUCUCCUCGCAGAAGGUGCGUUUGGCAAUCGCAGAAAAAGCCCUCAAGUGUGAAGAACACGACGUAAAUCUGCCCCUGAGUGAGCACAAUGAGCCGUGGUUUAUGCGUUUAAAUUCGUCUGGAGAAGUGCCUGUCCUUAUCCACGGGGAAAAUAUUAUUUGUGAGGCCACCCAGAUUAUCGAUUACCUUGAAGCAACAUUUAUAGAUGAGGAAGUGCCAAGAUUAAUGCCAGAAGAAGGGAGCAUGUAUUAUCCGAGGGUGCAACACUACAGAGAGCUUUUGGACUCCUUGCCUAUGGACGCCUACACACAUGGCUGCAUCCUCCACCCUGAGUUAACUGUGGACUCCAUGAUUCCAGCCUAUGCUACAAGCAGAAUUCGUAGCCAAAUAAGUAACACAGAAUCAGAGUUGAAGAAACUUGCGGAAGAAAAUCCAGACCUUCAAGAUGCCUAUAUAGCAAAACAGAAGCGCCUUAAAUCUAAACUGCUGGAUCAUGAUAAUAUAAAAUACCUGAAGAAAAUACUGGAUGAACUGGAGAAAGUUUUGGAUCAGGUUGAGACUGAAUUGCAGCGGCGAAAUGAGGAAACACCAGAAGAUGGAAGUCAGCCUUGGCUCUGUGGUGAAUUCUUCAGUUUAGCAGAUGUGUCACUUGCUGUCACAUUACAUCGGCUGAAGUUUCUGGGUUUAGCAAGAAGAAACUGGGGAAAUGGAAAACGGCCCAACUUGGAAGCCUAUUAUGAGCGUGUCGUGAAGAGAAAAGCAUUUUACAAAGUUUUAGGACAUGUCAACAAUAUAUUAAUCUCAGCAGUUCUGCCAACUGCGUUUCGAGUGGCCAAGAAAAGAGCGCCCAGAGUUCUUGGCACCACCCUGCUGGUCGGCACGCUGGCAGGAAUGGCUUAUUUUGUUUUCGUGUGUCUUCGGAAGAGAUUUGCCAACAUGAUGUUGUCAAUUAGAACCAGACAAAAUUAUUUUUAGACCUGUUUGUCCCCGGUGGUGAGUGGAGGUCAUCUCUACCCCACUAGGAGACUAUCCCCAGUAAAAUACAAGCAUAUAAGAAAGGCUGUGUCUGUGAAUUAGAACAUUGUCACACAGUAAUCAUCUCCUGCUGUUGUAUAAUUGGAUUGGCAUUGCUGAGAUAUUUGCAGAAAAUAUAUGUUGAGGGGUGACAACAAAGGAAAGAAGAUACUUUCUUUUUAGAUGAGGAGGUAUAAGGGCUGUGAUGGUGUUUUGUUGAAGUGGUUAUUGUUUCGAUCUUCUUUACCCAUUAGCUGACCUAAUUAUAAUGUUUUAUUUAAUAGAUAUGCAGCAAUGUGACAGCUUUUCACUGUGGGUGAAAUACAUUACUGUGCAGAAACCAGCACUGAAAUACUGAAAACAGCACUUAGCUUAAGUGCUCGGAGUAGGAUUUGAGUGGAACACAGGCUCAGUGCCUUCGGAGCUAAGUGUCUCUGUACUGAUGAAUGUCUUGGUUCGCAGUUGGACCUUUAGGAAUGUGUUACAAAGCAGCCUUGUAAAGCCACUUUUUUCACAGUAUGUUCAUGCAGUAGUGUAGGAAGAGACCUGAAAUGCAUAUAAACGGGAAUGAUUUGUGGGCCAUUCAAGUGAAAUUCUGUAGAGGUGUCAGCAGGUUCUGGACUUCCAUUGAUACACAGAUGGGUGAGAAGAACUUGACACUUGUCUUUUAAAUGUCUUUUGGGUAGCUUUUGGCCCAGCCAGAUACUCAGCUCAGCUACCAGCCCUGGCUCAGUCAUACCACUGCACAUUUCCUGCUUUCUUUCCUAUCUGCUCCUUCUCUCUUUUACUCCUGUGGUGGCUUGAUACAGUUUUCUCCAUGUUAGUGUCCCGUACCUGUUUCUACUCUGAGCACUGGCUGGUUUUUGCACGCUACUAAGCUAUGUUACUAAUUGCAUGUGCCUCUAUGAAACGUUUGCUCACAACGUGCCACAGCCAACAGGGUAAUGUAUGCACAACAACACCUUUUGUAGAAGUAAUUUAAAAUAGUUUACUAUGUUUCAGCCUGGUUGGGUAGCCUAGACUCAAAGUGAAACAGUAAUUUAGCAAUCUGUUUACUUAGGGAGAGGUGUCAUAUUGGUGAUAAACGAAAAUACGGGUGAGUUUGGAGGCAGAUGAUUUGUACUGUGGAUUUUUUAUGAAGCUACAGUCUUGUAGGUAAGGUAUAGAAAAACACUUCGAUACUUUUCACUGCUCAGUAUGUAAUGACACUUCUAUUAAGUUUGAACUGAGCUCCUGUUUCAGUUAGGGAUGCCCAUUUACCAGAAGGUAGACUUUGAAUCAUUUCGCAGAGAGAAAGCAAUCAGGAAUGGCUGAAAAUUCUGAUGGCAGUCGAGUAAUUUUACUGUAUUCUGAUGAAUGUCUGAAAGCUUCAGAAUAUCUACAAGCUGUAUAUAACUACAACAAGCAAAACACAGCUUUUGGUGUUUGCCUGUCAGCAGCCAGUGCUAACAGGCCUAAGAGCAUUUUCUAUCCAGUGCUGGUAGCUGUGGACACCCCCUAUAAUUACUUUUGAGCACUGAGAAGACCCUCACUCAAGUUUGCUGGGGAGAGCAGAGGCAGUUUCUGUCUUGGCAGUCUCAGUGUCUUGCCAAUGUCAAAGUGGAUAAAAUUGUUGAAAACUCCUACUUAUAAUUUAAUAUUUUGUAAGCUCUCUAACAAAAUAGGACCUAAAUCUCAUAGCUCCUUUCCAUUAAUGAGAAAAUCUUACCUAGGAAGCAUUUUUUUUUUUAAAUCAAAAAGUCAGUUUUAUAUAACUCUAUUUCAUUUGUUUUCAAGGACUUGAUGAUUUUAAUCUGCUCUAUUAGAAAAACUUCGUGUAAGUUUAAUCCAACAACACUAUUGAUGUUUUGGCAGCUUUAACUGAAUUUGUUUGUACAUUUCAGUUCAUCUACGUUUAGGUGUAACCAACAAGUUACACUAAGUUAAUAAACACAGAGUGAGCCCUGUAAUGUAAAACUUCCUUGGCAUGUCUUUCUGACAGGUCAUCUGUAAAAUACAAUCCAAUCAAGUCAGAGUGAAAUUCGUUAUAUAUGACAGCUCUCUGAUGGAUAAAUUUACAUUUCACUUCUUCCUUCCCCUUCUUUUUUUUUUUUUUUUGGUGUUAAUUGUAGAUCAGAACACACAUAUUUCCAGAAGAUGCACUAGUUUAGUCUAAACUACCAGCCCCAUGCCCUGUGAUACAGGCUAACUAUUGAUGAAGUUGUGUAGUUUUACUUCCCCCCCCCCAAACCCCAGUGAUGUCUGCACUACAGCUAGUGCUCAUUGCUUGCAGAAUCUGGGAGGGACUGAAUUGACCACCAGGUGUCAGUGGUCCUCUAGGGCUACACUUUGGCAUGCCUUAGAUGUGCAGGAGAUCACGGAUUUUCAUAAAGUUUUCAUGAACAAAAUAUUCAUGAUUUCAGUGUAAGAUGGAUGAUGUGAGCAGCCUCAUCAAACUAGCAGUGUCUCAAGAGCCUAAGAACAAGUGCUUCAGUCUGCUGCAGGCUAGUUCUUUAAUAUCUAUAAUUUAUGCUUGUGAGUAGUUUCUACACUGGAUAAAUAGGAUUGUCCAACAGAGGGCACAGUUUACAUGAUGGGUCACAUUAAAAUGAGUGUCACUGAGUAACAAUUAAACUUCUUGUCUGCAAGAAUGAGUGUGGAUAAAACUUACUGAGAAAAGUUUGGGUCCCCAGUUUUAAUAAAGGUCUGUUCUAUUUGAUAGGCUGCCUAUUUUCACUGCCCUGAAGUACUGUGUGCAACAUUGGUUUCUGUACAGGUGGCAGCAAAAGGCUUAUCCACGAUUAAAUUUGUUGAAAUAGGAUGAAAUUUAGAAGCACAUAUACUAUGUAUGACUCUUUGUGCAGAGUACCUUUUGUGUGGUGCUUAUAAAUUUUCUUUUCAGUCUGUCUGAUUUUCUUUGUUCUGGUACCUCUGGACGAUAUUUAUAUUGGAUACAACAAACGAUCUUCUGGUUUUCGUUUGCUGUUUGUUCUCGUACCAUGCAUCAGAUAGAUUUCAUAUCAUAUCUUUGUAUGUGGGACCAGCAAAAUAAACAUAGAUUCUAAGACUACUUUCUAGACUGGUUUAUGUCUUCUUUUUUCAGUAAAACUGAGCACAUUUGAGGAUCACACAAUAUUUCUAUAACGAGUCUGAUGCUGUCCAAGGAAAGAAGCCUCUGAUAUUUCAGUUUAAAAGGUGUUCAACAGAUUGACUUGCAUGUAUAUGGAAACAACAGUUAGAACGCUAGUUUUCUUUGGUUAUCUUUCUGACCUGUAUAUGCAUGAAGCUCAACAGAGGCUAUUUAAUAAUGUUAAAAAACUAUUUAUUUAAAGGAGGUCAAGUGUUUUUUGUGCUUUCAAUUAAUCCAUGUUAAUAAAAUAAAAUAUUUCCUUCUGAGU